Humulus lupulus (European hop) is the source of this 1311-nucleotide messenger RNA. RefSeq lists its product as uncharacterized. Bases 1 to 1311 code for a protein of 436 amino acids. NCBI's taxonomy places the organism in Eukaryota, Viridiplantae, Streptophyta, Magnoliopsida, Rosales, Cannabaceae. The record is from RefSeq and is a predicted model, not a curated record. The transcript has 4 exons.
AUGGUGAAAACUCAUGGAGCUUCCUCUAAGAAGACCCCUGCUUCUCAAUCCAGAAAGGUGCCCUCUCCAUCGCCUCCUCCAUCUGUGUCAAUGGCGCCUCCAUCUGUUAUAGCGCCAGCCACAUCUGUUGGGAAAACUUCCAAAUCCAAAGUGCGCAAGAAGGUGUUCUCCCUCUCUACUGAACACCCCAUGGUGUUUCCAGAUAUCACAGCUAAUAUUGUCGACGUUGCACCACCAUCUGAAGUGGUGGUGCCCUCUCGAGCCAAGAACCUAUCUCCUCUUCCGAUUGAAUCAUCUCUGACGGCUAGGGCAAAAUCAAAAUCUGUUUCAUCCUCUUCCAAAGCUGCUGCUGCUGCUGGGUUACUCAAGCUGCCCAUGAAGCCGAGCCAGUCCAAGAAAAAUUAUGUGGCUCCAAAAAGAAAAUUCGGGUUGGACUCGUCUUCUUUCCGCUUGACUGCUGCCAAUAAAAGAUUGAAGGCUCAUCCCCCUUCUCCGUCUUCCUCCGAAUCUGACCCUGAGGAAGCAAAAUCUAAGUCUGAAGCAAUCCAUGAUACCACCUUAUCUGAGGAAUCUGUUCUUGACAAUGCGGAAUCUGUUAUAUUAUUUUAUAAUGCUGAGUCUGAUGAGCCAGAACAAGAAGACAUUUUCUUCUUUGAACAAGAAGUCGAAUCUGACAUGGAGCCAGUUGCAACUCCUUUGUCAUCCAAGGCUAAAGGCAAGAGACCUAUUUCUGAUUCUACACCAUCUCCAAAACUUUCAGGUUCUUUGGUUAAAUUUACUGGUUUUGUGGAUAGAAUAGUCAAGGAAUUCUAUGCCAAUCUUACUAAUGAAAUUAUUGAACCUAAAUCUCCUCUGUAUUGUAAAGUGUUUGUUAGGGGCCAUUGGUUCUCUUUUUCUCCACAAGAUAUUGCCCAUGCUUUGCAUCUUCCUCUUGAUGUUGAGGAUGAUGAUGAUCCUGCCUCUCUUGACAAGGAUGCGGCUAUCACUGAAUUAGUAGGGCAAAAAAUGGUAUGUCCAUCUAAUACAGUCAUCUCGGUCACUAAUCUCACCUACACUUAUGUUGUUCUCCAUAAGUUUGCCACAACGAAUUGGAAACCAACUUCUCACACCGCAACUAUCUCCUUUGACAUGGCCUCUUUUUUGUACAAUGUGGGGACCGGAAUUGAUAUAAACUUGGCAAUAUAUCAAAUCAUUGGAUUUCAAAAAGAAGAUUUGGUGGCUCCCACUACUGCUGCUUCCUACAAGGCCUAUGCUCCACCUACUGAAGCCACUGAUGCUCCAUCAACCAGAAAGUCAAGCCCCAAUCUCUGA